UGUGGAUCUCCAUCUCAUUCUUUUCAAUAUCACUUUGUGCUUCUUUAAGGAUCAUGGAGUUUCCCUCCGAUGAAGUUUUGGCAAUCAUCAUUCCCAUAGCAGUCUAUUGGCUCUACUCCGGCAUCUACCUAUUACUUGGUCCACUUGAUAAUUAUCGGCUUCACUCUAGAGAAGACGAGCAAAUCAAGAACAUGGUAUCAAAGCGAGAAGUCGCUAAAGGAGUCCUCCUCCAACAACUAGUUCAAGCUUGCGUCGCAUUCAUAACAUUCACGUUAACAAGAGAUGAGAGGUCCAUAGAAAUGGUCUCCGGCAAGAAAGGAAUCUCGCUCUUGGUGCUUGCAAGGCAGUUCUUCAUCAGCAUGGUAGUUAUCGAUACAUGGCAAUACUUUUGGCACCGGUAUAUGCACCUUAACAAGUUCUUGUACCGGCACAUUCACUCAUGGCAUCAUCGGAUCAUCGUCAAUUAUUCUUUCGGUGCACAAUACAACCACCCUAUUGAAGGCCUUCUUUUGGACACUCUCGGUGGUGCUCUCGCCUUCCUUAUCUCCGGCAUGACACCGAGAGCAUCCAUCUUCUUCUUCUCAUUCGCCACCAUCAAAGGCAUCGAUGAUCACUGCGGCCUUUGGUUCCCCGGAAACAUAUUUCAUCUCUUCUUCUGGAACAACACUGCUUACCAUGAUGUUCAUCAUCAACUCUAUGGCAACAAGUACAACUUCUCUCAGCCAUUCUUCAUCACUUGGGAUAAAAUCUUCGGAACUUACAUGCCAUACACUCUUGAGAAAAGAGAAGGAGGUGGCUUUCACGCAAAGCCUAACAAGUCCUCAUGAUCAUGCUCAUAGCUUAUAAUAUACUAAAACCUAUGAUCAAAACCUUUGAAAAGAGCUUAAAAUGUGACUCUCUUACUUAAUUUGCAUACUUUUAUGUCAUAUAUUUACAUAUACAGACUACUUUGAUCAUUAAUCAUUAAUUAUCAAUGUAUACUGUCAACUUAGUUCACGGAAUCAAUCAUCUCUUAUUUGUGAUGUAUAUAUAUGAUGAUGAUGAAGAUGUUGCCUGUUGAAUGUAUA
This is a messenger RNA of Dioscorea cayenensis subsp. rotundata (Guinea yam), 1067 nucleotides long. RefSeq names its product sphinganine C4-monooxygenase 1. The transcript is spliced from 2 exons. NCBI's taxonomy places the organism in Eukaryota, Viridiplantae, Streptophyta, Magnoliopsida, Dioscoreales, Dioscoreaceae. Gene Ontology annotation, molecular function: oxidoreductase activity; iron ion binding. The coding region runs from base 54 to 827 and encodes 257 amino acids. The record is from RefSeq and is a predicted model, not a curated record. Gene Ontology annotation, biological process: lipid biosynthetic process.